Molecule: messenger RNA, 1779 nt
Organism: Colletotrichum spaethianum
Lineage: Eukaryota; Fungi; Ascomycota; Sordariomycetes; Glomerellales; Glomerellaceae
Product: protein HOL1
Exons: 3
Coding region: 1-1779 (592 amino acids)
Biological process (GO): transmembrane transport
Molecular function (GO): transmembrane transporter activity
Source: RefSeq, a predicted model, not a curated record
AUGGCCGCUCCACAAAACUCACCGGCGCAACCACCAGUCGGAGAUGCUGAAGUCAUUCCGGGCACGCGACGCCUCUACGACGAGAAUGGCAACAACUUACCGGGAGACGCCUCGCUGCUGAAGCACGGCGACAUCGUCCUCGUCCCGCAGCCCACCGAGUCGCCCAACGACCCGCUGCGCUGGUCGCUGCCGCGCAAGAUCUGGCACUCGUUCCUGGUGCUGUACAUCGUGGGUCUCACGGCCGCGACGUCCAACAAUGCCGGCUCGGGCGCCGACGGCGUGAACGAGGAGUACGGCAUCAGCUAUGAUGCCUUCAACACCGGCGCGGGCGUGCUCUUCAUCGCCAUUGGGUACUGGACGUUGCUGAGCUCACCGUUGGUGCACUUGUACGGACGGCGACUGGGGUAUCUCAUCUCGAUGAUUGUUAACAUUGGCGGUCUCAUCUGGUAUGCCCGCAUCACGAACGUAGCGGGCGUUGUGUGGUCGCAGCUCUUCGUCGGUGCUGCCGAGUCGGUUGGUGAGGCCACGGUGCAGCUGUCUCUGCUUGAUAUCUGGUUCGAGCAUCAGACUGGCAGUGUGCUAGGUAUCUACACCUUUGCGACUGCCAUUGGGACCUAUCUCGGACCCCUGAUCGGCGCGUACGUGUCCAGCGGCCUCGGAUGGCGAUGGAUCGGCUACGUGGGUGCCCUCAUCUGCGGCGGCAGCCUCAUCGUCAUCUUCUUCGGCCUCGAGGAGACCGAGUUCAACCGGGACCGCUACCUCACCGGCAAUGGCGAGCGCUACGCCGUGGAAGGCUCGCAUCGCGUUCCCGUCAUGGAGAAGACUUCCGUACACGCCUCGGCCCGGAACUCCGUUGACAUUGAGCGAGAUCCUGCCGCUGCGACUGCCACCCCCGAAGUCGUUGGCAAAGAGGACCACCUCGCCGAGACCACAGGGACCGACCAAGGGUCCAUAGUAUCCAGCACGGCGCGCGACCGCAUGGCCUUCUCCUACUCCCGCCGCAAGACGUACCGGGAUCGCAUCCGCAUCAUCACACCCGCGCCCAACCUCCGCGGCACGGGAUUCAAGCAGUACAUCUUCCGGCUUUGGCACACGCUCCGCGUCUUCACGUUCCCGGCGGUAUGGUACGCGGGCCUGCAGUGGGGCCUGCAGAACAUCUGCCUGACGUUCUACCUGACGGUGCAGGAGGACUGGUGGUAUGGCCCACCGUGGAACUACUCGCCCGCCGCCGUGGGCAACAUGAACCUUCCAACACUGAUCGGAAGUCUUGUAGGGUGCGUGUACGGCGGAUACGGGAGCGAUCGAUUCAUGCUUUGGAUGAUCAAGCGCAACAAGGGCGUCAUGGAGUCCGAGUUCCGGUUGUACCUGAUGGCGCUGUGUACGGUGGUGUUCCCGACGGGUAUGUGGCUGUUUGGCAUCGGGAGCGCGCGCGGGUGGGAUUGGCCUGUGCCGUACGUCGGGCUGGGCUUCAUCGGGUUCGGGUACGGGUGUGCUGGAGACUUGAGUCUGGCGUAUCUCGCCGACUCUUUCCCUGAAAUGGUCCUCGAAGGCAUGGUGGGCGUCGCAGUCAUCAACAAUACGAUUGCCAUGCUCUUCACGUUUGUGGCGAGCUACUGGAUCGAUUCGGGCAUGGAGAACUGUUUCAUCGCUCUCGGAGUCCUCAGCUUCGUCAUCAUGGGCCUUAGCCUGCCCAUGAUCAUCUUUGGGAAGCGGACACGGCGCUGGGCCAAGGACAGGUACAUGCGGUUUGUCGAUAUCCGCGAUGGUUUCUCCAAGUAA